UGUCUAUUUGCUGAUUUUAUUUUUUAGGGGUUGAUUUUGUACUAAUUUAAAAUUUGUUUUAAUUUUUUUAGGUGACAGAACCUUUGGUAAGGGUUCUUCGUAUGGUGGAUGGAGAGGGCAUGCCAAUGGGUUUCAUUUAUGAGGCCAUGGAUAGGGCCAAAGAGGCCAUUUCACAUUACUAUCGUGUAAAUACAAGAAAAUGUGAAAUCCUUUGGCGCAUCAUUGAUCGUAGGUGGACAAACCAACUCCACCAACCGAUACAUGCCUUCGCCUACUUUUUGAACCCGAAAUUCUACUUCUCUGAUUCAUUUAGGGCUGAUGAGGAGGUCAUGGCAGGUGUUAUUACAUGCAUUGAUAAGAUGACACCUGAUCCUGAGUUGAGAGACAAGGUUCUUGAUGAGUUGGAGAUCUACAAAAGUGCAAAGGGGAGACUCUUCUCAUCACAACUAGCAAUUGAUAGGAGAGGAAAACAACAACCAGAUUUAUGGUGGGAGAAUUAUGGUGCCGGCACGCCUAAUCUUCAAAAGAUAGCUAUCCGUGUUUUGUCUCAGCCAUGUAGUGCUUCUGGGUGUGAACGAAAUUGGAGUGUCUUUGAGAGCAUUCACACAAAGAAGAGAAAUAGAUUGUCACAAAAGCGGCUCAAUGAUCUAGUAUUUGUUCGGUACAACCUUCGCCUUCGAGUUAGACAGGUGGAGGGUGUUUCACAUGAGGCCAUUGACUUGGAUGAAAUUGAUCCAUAUGGUGAUUGGACCAUGAAUGAACAAAAUGAUGGUGAUGAUGUCCUCCUUACCGAAGAAGAAAUUGCAGAAAUAGAGAGAGGAGCAGCACAAGAUGCAGAAGGAGCAAGAUUGGAUGAAAUGGAGGAUGAAGAUGAGGACGAAGAUGAGGAUGAUGAUGAGGACUUUGACUUUGAAGAAGAAUCAUCUCACCAUUUAGCUACCACAACACCCACUGCUACUACUUCUAGCUCAAGGCCUGAAAAAUUGAGCUAUAUUAGGAAAAAUACAAAGAGGAAGAUGUAGUCUUCUCUUUGGUUUGUUCAUUCACAUUGUUGUUUUUCACAUUUGGAGUUGGACUUGGACAUAUCAUUAUAUGUAAUUUUGUGAACAUUUAUAUACUUAUGCUGCCAUUAUACA
Molecule: messenger RNA, 1136 nt
Organism: Cryptomeria japonica (Japanese cedar)
Lineage: Eukaryota; Viridiplantae; Streptophyta; Pinopsida; Cupressales; Cupressaceae
Exons: 3
Coding region: 102-1022 (306 amino acids)
Molecular function (GO): protein dimerization activity
Source: RefSeq, a predicted model, not a curated record